CCCACCCACAUACACACACAUGUAAACACACACUCUGAACUCUCCACAGGAAGAAACCCUGAGCCAUAACGCAGAGGCACCUCGGAGCAGACUGACGCGUUGUGCAAACCAAGUGGGAUACUCCUCGACUUUGAUAGGCCGUUAAUUACUCAUGUGAUGUGAUACAGAUGUCUGGGGGCUUCAGCCGAAAGUUCGUCUGACGGUUUCCAAAGGGGGGAAGGCAGGCAUUUUAAAAGCGGUAGGUGAAAAACCAAAAAGCUGUGUAUAUCGGAUCUUUUCUCCUUAUCUGUGAAUCAAAGUGUGGACUGUGUUCUAUAAUGGGCUCCCCAGUCCGACAUGUGUUGGUGCUAAUACUCUGCAUGGCAGCCAGAGCGAUGUGUGAGACCAACACUUCCGUGGACUCCCUCUCCGGCCUCCUCCACCACUCCAGCCUCCAUCCCCUGGGCUUCCACAGCACCAGUAGCCCCUUUCUGGAGCCCAUCCCCACCAGCCUCCAUCAGGAACCACUGGAGGACAAAUCCAGACCCCCAGCCUCUAGACUGCAUGUGAACUCCACAAUUAAGAGACCGCCUCGUUGCCAUAAAGCAACCUCCAUCAAGGACUACUUCAAGUACAUAAACACUGUCAUUUCCAUCAUUGUGUUUGUGGUGGGCAUCGUGGGCAAUGCCACCCUCCUAAGGAUUAUAUACCAGAAUAAGUGCAUGAGAAAUGGACCCAAUGCCCUCAUCGCCAGCCUGGCACUGGGGGACCUAAUCUACAUCACUAUCGACAUACCCAUCAAUGUGUACAAGCUACUGGUUUCACGAUUUCCCUUUGAUGACAGUGACUUUGGGGUGUGCCUGUGCAAGCUGGUGCCCUUUCUGCAGAAGGCCUCCGUAGGCAUUACAGUCCUCAACCUCUGUGCCCUCAGCGUGGACAGGUAUCGGGCGGUGGCAUCGUGGAGCAGGGUUCAGGGCGUAGGCGUUCCUCUACUGACCGCCAUUGAGAUAAUUUCCAUCUGGGUGCUGUCACUCAUCCUGGCUGUGCCUGAGGCCAUUGGCUUCAACAUGGUCGACUUCGACUUCAACAACAUGACCAUACGCACCUGCAUGAUCAAACCCGAGUCGGCGUUCAUUAGGUUCUAUACGGAAAUAAAGGACUGGUGGCUGUUUGGGUUUUACUUCUGCGUUCCGCUGACCUGCACCGCAGUGUUUUACACACUCAUGACGUGCGAGAUGCUGAACCGUAGGAAAGGCAGUCUGCGUAUUGCUCUCAGCGAGCACCUCAAACAGAGACGUGAAGUGGCCAAGGCAGUCUUCUGUCUAGUCCUGAUCUUCGCACUAUGCUGGUUCCCACUACAUCUUAGCAGGAUUCUCAAAAAAAUGGUCUACCAACAGAAUGACAUAGACCGGUGUGAACUGCUCAAUUUCUUGCUGGUCCUGGAUUACCUCAGCAUCAACCUUGCCACGGUCAACUCCUGUAUAAACCCCAUCAUCCUCUACUUUGUCAGCAAAAAGUUCAAGAACUGCUUCAAGUCCUGCUUGUGUUGCUGGUGUCACUCGGAGAACCAGGUCACCAGCACAGGACACAUGAAUGGAACCAGCAUCCAGUGUAAGAGCCCAGAGCCCAACAACCUCCACACUGACCGCAGCCUUCGAAAAGACAGCGACUAACAUGGCAUCAGAUCUCCACAUGGACAGUGGUCCUACAACUGACCCCUGAGGCAUUCCAAAUUUAACAAGGUCAGAAGAGUCACGCCAGAGGCACUCCACAUAUACAGGGGGUCCAAGAUGCCAUCCAAGGGACAUUCCAUGCCGAUCAACAGUCAGUUGAAAGACAGUCUGUGUCACAAACUCUGCAGGACCCAAUUUUAAUAUCCAUAUGUUUCAUGCUCUUUCAAACAUCAAGAGUAAGUGGAUGAGUAUAUAGUCUGAGUGAAGAUAUAAUGUAUUCUACAACAUUACUGUUUGCAAGUGUCCUACACUUUCCAUACUAGCUGUUCCUGUUCCCAUGGACAAGGGGAGCAAAGCUUGACUUUAAGAAUAAAGGAAAGGCGGGGGGACAUGAAGAGGGGAGGGAGGGUAAAGAGGGAGUUCUAAAAGGAUGCAGCUGAGCGUAGGCUAUAAAUGACCCCCAAUCAGUAGCCAGGCGUGUUGUUCGCAUAAAGGGCAGCACUGCUGGGACAGGCACAGGAAGGAAGGGCACAGUGGUCGCUGUCAGAGGGGAUGAUGGGAGAAGUGUGUCUCUGUGUGCGUGUGUAUCCAUGCGAUCAUACAUGUGUGCAAGUUUGUGUAGGUGCGUGUGUGUGUGUGAACAUGUAUGUGUGCGUGUUUGUCGUUCCCAAGAGUCAAGCUGUGGCGCUCAAAGAUGUUACAGAGCUCACGUUAUAUUGUACUUUACUAAUGUACUUGCUUGCUGUGGUUUAUUACCUUCUCAUUGAGCUAGUCUCAAGAUAUCGAUCUCUGUGGUAUAGCUUUUAACAGUACAUAACCAAAGAUAAUUUUCAUAAAUUGUGAAUCUUGCUGUGUUGUAAUAUUCUAUAAUUUUUGGUUUAAAUGUUUGUAUUAUUGGUUUGUUGUCCAGUUUUGGAUUGGAUGAAAGGAACAAUAUUUUUUAAGAACGAAAAGGUGCCACAAAUUUCACCUUGAAUAUCCCUGAAUAGCCUUAAACAGACCAACUUUCACAGUGUUUUCACUGUUGAGCCAGUAAAGUUAACCACUGUUCUCUUGGCCUUCCACCCAAAGGGUAAUGAUAACAAGCUAGCUCUCAGAACAUGUCCAGAUGCAAGAAACAUAAAACCGCAAAGUCAAAAGUUAUAAUUAACUUUGAGUACACCAUAAGGGCUAGUUGUAAAGGUCUCUUAUACUUACCCCCCAAAAAAGGUUAUACCAUUUUUAUUCCUGCUAGACUGUGAAGUUUGCAAGAAACUGUCAGCUUUAAGAGCCAAGUAGUUUGAAAUAUUCAUCUGUAAUCCUCUAUAUUCUAUAUGGAAAAUAUUAUAUUGUUUACUUUUUUAAACUUUUUGUUUAUUGAACUCUGAAUGUAGUUAUUAUUUGUCUGAUACCUGAGGCAGUUAGUCUUUGAGCGAUAUACUGAGAGCAUACCAGUUAAACAUCAUAUCAUAGUUCAAAUCAUAUCAGCUUACUAAAGAUAUGCUGCAAUGACAAGUAAAUUAACCUGUGUAUGUAAAGAAUGAAUGUACAGUUUGUGUCUCUGUGCAGGUGUGCGAGUGCGUGGCAGGGUUUGUAUGUUUAUUUCCAAGUGCACAGAUGUGCAUGUGCUUGUCAGUGAUUGUGUUUAAUUUGAUUUCUUGCACUUUUUCAGUUGGCGUGUUGAGCACUAUAUGGAGCAGAACAGACAUCAGCUUUGAAUCGUUUACAAUAACAGUCAUUUCAAUAACAUGGUAUUUUUAUUUUUUUACAAUUAUGAGGAUUUAGAUUCUUCCAUAGAAAAUUGUAUUGUUUCAUUUUUUUUAUCAACAAAAAUGUGUAUCACUUAAAAUGUUGCUCCUUACUCCAAUAAAAACAUAUUUGUGUACGUA
Molecule: messenger RNA, 3520 nt
Organism: Hypomesus transpacificus
Lineage: Eukaryota; Metazoa; Chordata; Actinopteri; Osmeriformes; Osmeridae
Gene: ednraa
Product: endothelin receptor type Aa
Exons: 8
Coding region: 318-1652 (444 amino acids)
Biological process (GO): vasoconstriction; enteric nervous system development; G protein-coupled receptor signaling pathway
Cellular component (GO): membrane
Molecular function (GO): endothelin receptor activity
Source: RefSeq, a predicted model, not a curated record